AUGCAUUCAAGGAAAAUGUAUAGGGAGAAUCAGGGCUUGGCAAAAUCAGACCAACCUUUUCUAAGUUCUGAGGAUCGUCGCUUUCUCCGAGAAUCCAUAGGAAGUACAGAAAACUACAUACCAUCUGCUUCAAGCAACGCAGAUGGAAAGGAGCUAGUUAUGGCAACAGAUCAGCUCCCAGAAGAAUCUGAAGAGGAGGACCAUGGUCUGGAACCUGCUCGAGAGGAGAUGACUGAGCCACAAACAUACAAUCCACAAAAAAAGGGGGCACAAAACUCAGAUGAGGUGAUGGAGCAGAUUACUGAAAAAACAAGAGAGGCCUUUAAUUUCCUAACUAAAGGUGAAAAUCAGAAAGCAAUUGAUUUACUUUCCAGUGUCAUCAAGCUGAAUCCGUACCUUGCCAGCUCAUACAUUAACAGAGCCAGUGUCUUUUUGCAGCUACAAAAGCCGAAUGUGGCCAUUAGCGACCUUGAUAGAGCUAUUAAACUCGAUCCUAAUUCAGCACAGGCCUAUAAAUUCCGAGGAAAAGCCCUCCAGCUUUUGGGACAAUUAAAAGAGGCAGCCUGUAACAUUUCCUUGGCUUGUAAAUUGGAUUCUGAGGGUCAGGCAAAACUUGAGAGGGAGGGAGAGUCCAAUGAAGAAGUGGAGAGUGCUGAGAGUGAGCUGGAGAUAGAUAAUGAAGGGAUGGUCAAAGCAGAAGAAGAUGACCCCCCAGAGAUGGGAGAUGAGAAUUUGAAGGUAACUAGUGACAUGAUGAAGCAGGCUGAUGAAAAGAAGAAGGAGGCUUCUGAUGCGGUGGGAAGAGGCGAAUUUCAAAGAGCUAUUCAGCUCUUCACUGAUGCCAUCAAACUGAAUCCACACCUUUCUUCUUUGUAUGCCAACCGAGCCAGUGUCUAUGUGAAGCUGCAGAAACCAAAAGCUGCCAUUAGAGACUGUGACAAAGCCACAAAAAUCAACCCAGAUUCUGCACAGCCCUACAAGUGGAGAGGGAAAGCAUAUUGGCUCCUGGGUCACUGGCAGCAGGCUGCCAAGGACCUUGCAUUGGCCUGCCAGCUGGAUUACGAUGAAGAUACCAAUGACAUGUUGAAGGAGGUUCAGAGAAGAGUCCAGAAAAUCACGAAACACCAGAGAAGGUAUGAGGAAGAACAACAGGCAAAUAAAUCAAUAGAUGCAUUGCCAAGGGUGAGAAAAUCCAUGGCAGAAGAGGAGAGGGUUCAGCUUCUGACUUCUCAAGAAGAGGAGGAAGCUCAUCCUCAGAAUGUCAAAAAGCACAAACAGGUUCACUUGUGGACCUCCCAGGAACGUGAUAAUGACUGUUUUAGGGAAUCUGAGGAGCAAAAGCAAUAUCCACUGGAAGCCUAUGAAGAGAACAAGUUUCACCUGGAAGCCCCACGUAGAGCUGAAAGAGACGAAGAGCCCAGUGGAGAACCAAAGAGUGAGGACAGUGAACUCAAUACUCAAAAUGAACGAGUGGUUGAAGAGGAUGAAGAAGAUCUUCAGCAAAUGGGAGAUGAAAACCUGAAGAUAACUAACAGUAUGAUGAAGCAGGCCGAUGAAAAGAAAAGGGAAGCCUUUCAUGCACUGGGAGCAGGUGAACUUCACAAAGCUGUCGACUUGCUCACUGACGCUAUCAGACUGAACCCACAACUUGCAGUCCUGUAUGUAAAUCGAGCCAGUGUCUAUGUGAAGUUGCGGAAACCAAAAGCUGCCAUUAGAGACUGUGACAAAGCUAUAAAAAUCAACCCUAACUCUCCACAACCCUACCAGUGGCGAGGGAAAGCAUUCCAGCUCUUGGGUCGCUGGCACAAGGCUGUCAGAGACCUUGAACUGGCCUCCCAGCUGGGUUGUGCUGAAGACACCAAUUCCAUGCUAAUGGACAGUCAGAGAAAAGUCCAGAAAAGAAAGCAAAAGGAAGAUGACUUUGUGGAUGUAGCAGAGCAGAUGAAGAAAGAACCAAAGGAUCCAGGAGUAAGAACUAAGAAAGCCCCUGAAGAUAUGGAAGGAGUUAAUAAAGUGGCCUUGGAGGAACAUGACGGUUCUCAGGAGAAGGACAAAUCUUGGGAAGAGGCCAUGGAGAAAGAACAGAUACAAGUCAAGCAGAAGAUGUUAGCUGAGCGGGAGAGCACACUACAGGAGAUGACAAAUCAACAGGAGCAGCUAGUCCAAAAGGCCCUGCAGGAAGCAGAGCAGCACCUGGAACUCGAGCAACAGUUGAUUGCUUUGCAGAUGGAGUUGGAAGAACAGUUCAAAACUCAGCAGAUAGGGCUAGAGGAAGAGGAAAAAGCCCUAUGGAAGGUUCUUGAGCAACAGGAGAAGGCACAGAAGAAACUGUUAGAAGAACAAGAGAGAAACCAGCUGAAGGCUCUACAGGAACUGGAGAAGGUGCAACAGCAGGCUCUAGCAGAACUGAUAAAAAUUCAGAAGCAAGGCAAGGAAGAACAGGAGAGAGCUCAGAAGAAAUUCUUGGAGGAAAAAGAGACAGCUGAGAAAGCCCUAGAGGAUCUAGCAAGAGCUCAAAAAAAGGCCCUGGAAGAACUGGAGCUGGCUCAUAAAAAUGCUCUGGAGGAACUGGAGAACGCUCAUAGUAAGGCUCUACAAGAGCAAGAAAGGGCUCAGAGGGCUGCGUUAGAAGAACAGAGGAGAGCUCAGAAGGCCCUAGAGGAACUGCAGAGAUCACAAAGAAGAGCUGUGGAGGAGCAGGAGAGAGCUCAAAUGAGGGCUCUCAGAGAACAAGAGAGAGCAAAGGAAACCCUGGAAGAACUUGCAAGAACACAGCAACAAGCCUUAGAGGAACAAGAGAAAGCUAAGAAUGAGGUUGUACAGGAACAAAAGAAAGCUCAUAAGAUCUUGGAGGAGCUGGAGAAAGCACAAAAAAAGGCCCUAGAAGAACUAGAGAGAGCUAAGAAAGAGAUCCUGAAUGAGCAAGAGGAAGCUCAGAAGAAAGCUCUGGAGGAACAGGAGAGGGCUCAGAAAGCCCUGGAGCAACUGGAGAGAUCCCAGAAACAGUAUAUUGGAAGACAAGGGAACGUUAAGAAGAAAGUCUCUGUGCACUGGGAAAGACCAGAAAAAAACCUUCCUGGGGAAAAGGUGCAAUUUCAGAAAAAUGCCAAAGAAGAAUGUGGGCCAGCCAGCAAUAUAUUCUCUGGAGAUUUGGAAAUAACUCAGAAGAAAGACCUAAGAGAUCAGGCAAAGGCUUCUUUGCAGCAGGGGAGAGAUUGGGAUAAAGAAGGAGAAGAGAGUGAAGGUCAGAGGGCUGUUCUGGAGGAAGUGCCAAGUCCUGGGAGGAGUACAGACCAACCAAAAGGUUCACUGAGGCCAAUUGCAAAGUCCGUAUGGGACUUCUUUGAAUCAGGGUAG
Messenger RNA from Struthio camelus australis, 3357 nucleotides. The record is from RefSeq and is a predicted model, not a curated record. NCBI's taxonomy places the organism in Eukaryota, Metazoa, Chordata, Aves, Struthioniformes, Struthionidae.